Messenger RNA from Fomitopsis serialis, 2379 nucleotides. RefSeq lists its product as uncharacterized. Gene Ontology annotation, biological process: proteasome-mediated ubiquitin-dependent protein catabolic process; regulation of proteolysis. The coding region runs from base 73 to 2235 and encodes 720 amino acids. Lineage: Eukaryota; Fungi; Basidiomycota; Agaricomycetes; Polyporales; Fomitopsidaceae. The transcript has 7 exons. Gene Ontology annotation, molecular function: ubiquitin protein ligase binding. The record is from RefSeq and is a predicted model, not a curated record. Gene Ontology annotation, cellular component: cytoplasm.
CCUGCCGCUUUGUCUUCGUACGACCGUCUUUCAGUACGGCAAAGCAACUGUUUGCCCCUACGUACACGCCAUAUGUCUGAUCAUCUGAGGCAAUCUUCAGUACGAGGACUGCCAGGCUCUCCAGGACGUCCUUCUCCCCUCUCGCGGCCACACUGGCCUUGGUCGACCUACACGCACCGCUCGGCUUCGUCUUCUACCUCUGUGUUCUCUUCAAGUGGCUCCAACUCGGGUGGGCAAGGCUGGGAGUCCAGCUCGUCCGUGUCCACGCCUACCGUUCUCGUGUCCACACCUGCGGGUGGCAGGCGCAACUCGACCCUUUCAGGCUUGUCGUACCAAGCCCAGAUGCCGGAGGAGCUGAGCACUAGACAGUGGUCAUUCACUGCGUUCGAAUGGGUGGUGCGGGACGUACACCGAUUGAGGGACUUCGUGGAAAGUCCAGACGCCUCCGAUGAUGUUGCGGGCGAAGCAGAGGAAGGGGAAGGAACAUCACCUGAUGCAGAUGACUUUGAGGUCUUGAAAGAAGCCCCCAUCAUUGGAGACGGGAAAUUCAAGCUGGAAAUUGCUAAAAUCCCCGCUCCUGACACUACUGAUCUCGCAACAUCGUCGGGCUUGCGAAGCCACCUGCCGGUAUUGUCGCUGUAUGUUACUUCACUCAUGGUCGACAACACAGACUACGAGAUGUCGACGUCAAUGUUCGCGGCCAUCAAAUGUCAGGAUGACCGAGCAGGCGAACGCGGUGCACGCGCCGACUGGGCUUGGGAAUACUGGCACAAUGGCUGGGUCUUCCGACAGGAGAGCGAGGUUUGGGAAUGUCCGUUGCCUCCCUUGUCGUCUCUGCUCGAGAACCCGCGAAUCAGAGAGACGGACUCGUUUGUUAUAUGCGUACAGAUGCACACACCUGCCGGGCCUUUCUUCCCACAGCAGCCAUCUGCGUAUUAUGUGCCGCGUGACCUGCUGGAGGGCCUUGAGGCGUCAUUGGAUAAUCCGAACACUGGUGACGUUCAGUUUGUUUGUCUCGAGCGUCGCGAUGCGCAAGAAGCGAUAGCUGAGCAAGAGCCACCUACACCAAGCACAGCAGGCUCCUCGAGCCACACGUCAUCAGCCUCGCAUACGGCAGGACCGCAGACCAUAGCGAGGAAACGUAUCAUUUGGGCGCAUGCAGACAUCCUGAUCAGGCGGUCUGAGUAUUUCGCGACAAUGCUUGGUUCAUCGUUCCUUGAGAACAGUUCCGCGGUCUUGCACCCCGGCGAGCGCAAGAUCUACAGCGUCGUCGUCGAGGAAGCCGAUUUCGUGACGAUAUACUGGCUGCUCAAGUUCGUGUAUGCCAAUUGGCUCCUCUUCCGGAAGGAAGACGAUCCCAGAGAGGCGGUGGACGGCAUUGGUGCAGGCUGGAGUGCACGAGGCGUCAGCACGCCUGGCUCUCCGGACGAGUGGGAAUGGAAGACUUUCUCAAAGGGUUCGCCUCCCGAGUUCGCCGGCGUGAGCGACGCACGGAGUGUUACCAGCGCGGAGAGCGCACGUUCAAACGGCGGGAAGAGUGUCAGCCCACAGUCAAAGGAUAAACGGUUAUUCGACUCGAGGCAGAGCUCAGGCCCUGUGCCAACAACACCCUCGAGGAGCACGGCGGCGACCAAAACUUCCGCUACCUCGUCUCGUUCUCCGGCGACCCAGCCGCGACGCUCGGGCACAUCCUCCACACCUGGUGGCCCGAAUACGCUGACCGUAUCUCCGUCGGCUCCAGCCGCUCCCUCCUCACGCGGCGCAAAGGCCGUGCCCGUUCCGAUCUCGCCAUCCGGCGGUACCUUCGUGACGCCUCCCCACUACCCGAUCUCUCCGCGCCAGCAACGCCAAAGGUCUCACCCGCCCGCCGCAUCCACGCCUGAUCCUCACCCGCACCCGACGCCCUCUCCACCGCCCGCAUCUGCGUUGUCGAUGUACCAGGUUGCUCACAGGUAUGGGAUGCCGGGGCUUGCCUCGCUGGCGAUGGAGCAUAUCAUGUCCACGGUCACACCUCAGUCGAGCUUCCCUGUACUGCUCGCGACGUCAGCUUGGGACGAGCUGCAUUCCUUUGUGGAGGAUUAUGUCGUCGAUAAGUGGGAAGAAGUCUCAGUCUCCGAGGAGUUUGAGCGUUGCUGUGAGGAAGUGGCGGGUGGAGAAUGGGGCCCGGAAGGCGGCAAGACUCUUAUGGCCCUUUUCCGGCGGCUACGCUCUCCGGUUGUCAAUGUAACAGCUUGAACAUGUCGCAUUAGUCCUUUUGUCCGAUGAAUCACUGUACCACUAUUGUACCUCGCUCGCAUCCCUCCUGCAUUGAUACCGUGGAUUUCUCAUAUUUUGAUGAUUCUGUGUACAUAUAUUCUAAGGUCAACGCUUUGAGAACGA